Molecule: messenger RNA, 1978 nt
Organism: Populus euphratica (Euphrates poplar)
Lineage: Eukaryota; Viridiplantae; Streptophyta; Magnoliopsida; Malpighiales; Salicaceae
Product: ammonium transporter 1 member 4-like
Exons: 1
Coding region: 313-1782 (489 amino acids)
Biological process (GO): ammonium transmembrane transport; ammonium homeostasis
Cellular component (GO): plasma membrane
Molecular function (GO): ammonium channel activity
Source: RefSeq, a predicted model, not a curated record
AUUAGUAUAUGUUGCUGUUGUUGUUGAACAGUAAAAUUGGGAAUUAGCAGAGGAUACAGCUCAUUUCUAUCGUUUCUAGGAGCCAGAAAUAGACCUCAGGCUUUAUUUAGCCAAAGAGAAUAUACAGUCAACGGCCAACAAAUAGCCACCCAUAGUUUGCCAUGAAUAUCCGGAUACCAUAAACAGCAAGUCCCCACCAUCAGAUUCUUUCCAUGGUCCUUCCCUUCCUACUUAUAUUUAGUCACCAACCCCACCAUGCAUCAUCAACAUACCUUUUGGCAGAAGCACUAAGAGAACUUACAUCACCUUUCAAUGGCAUCAUCGCCUCUAUCAUGCUCAGCUUCUGACCUCUACCCCCUUCUGGGCGAUGGUGCCAAUGCCACGGCUGCUGCUGAGUUCAUUUGUGGCCGUUUUGAGGCUAUCUCAAACAAAUUCGUUGAUACAGGAUACGCAGUGGAUAGCACGUACCUUCUUUUUUCUGCGUACUUGGUUUUUGCAAUGCAGCUUGGCUUUGCCAUGCUCUGUGCUGGUUCUGUCCGAGCAAAGAACACGAUGAACAUCAUGCUGACGAAUGUUCUUGACGCUGCAGCCGGUGGUCUGUUUUACUAUACUUUUGGUUUUGCUCUUGCUUUUGGCUCACCAUCAAAUGGAUUCAUUGGCCAACACUUCUUUGGCUUGAGCAAGUUCCCAUCGCCAUCGUUUGAUUAUAGUUAUUUCCUGUAUCAGUGGGCUUUUGCUAUAGCAGUAGCAGGAAUCACAAGUGGUUCUAUAGCAGAAAGAACUCAGUUUGUUGCUUAUUUGGUAUAUUCUUCUUUCUUGACUGGUUUGGUUUAUCCUAUCGUCUCACAUUGGUUCUGGUCCGCGGAUGGCUGGGCUAGCCCUGCAAGAGCAGAAAAUCUCUUGUUUGGUUCUGGUGUUAUUGAUUUUGCUGGUUCUGGUGUGGUCCAUUUGGUUGGUGCUGUUGCUGGUUUGUGGGGUGCCUUCAUUGAAGGUCCCCGUAUCGGCCGGUUUGAUCAUGCUGGUCGUGCUGUUACUCUCCGUGGACACAGUGGCACAUUGGUUGUUUUAGGUACUUUCUUGUUGUGGUUUGGUUGGUAUGGAUUCAAUCCUGGUUCUUUUAUCAACAUCUCGAAAAGUUAUGAAAGUGGUUCUUAUUAUGGACAAUGGAGUGCUAUUGGUAGAACUGCUGCGACCACAACUCUAGCAGGCUGCACAGCUGCACUGACCACUCUAUUUGGCAAGAGGUUGGUAGCUGGUCACUGGAAUGUUACUGAUGUUUGCAAUGGCUUGCUUGGUGGGUUUGCUGCCAUAACUGGUGGGUGCUCCGUUGUCGAUCCAUGGGCUGCAGUUCUUUGUGGUUUUGUCUCUGCUUGGGUUCUUAUUGGGUGCAACAAGUUGGCUGAGAAGUUCCAUUAUGAUGAUCCCUUGGAGGCAACACAACUUCAUGGAGGGUGUGGUUCUUGGGGGAUUAUAUUUACUGCAUUGUUUGCAAAGGAGGCCUAUGUUAAUGAGGUUUAUCCAGGUCAACCAGGGAGGCCAUAUGGGCUGUUUAUGGGAGGUGGCGCCAGGCUCUUAGCUGCACAUAUAGUGCAGAUUUUGGUGAUUGUGGCUUGGGUGAGUGUCACUAUGGGGACAGUGUUUUUUGUUCUGCAUAAGCUGAAGCUUUUGAGGAUCUCAGCAGAAGAAGAGAUGGCAGGAAUGGACUUGACAAGCCAUGGUGGGCUUGCUUACGUGUAUACUGAUCAUGAAGACGAAGUAAAAAAGCAGCUAGGUGUUGUUUGAGAAAGAUGAAGAUUACCAGUGGGAAGUGGAAAGUCUUUGGGCAUGAUUGCACAUUGUUUCGGUGGAGUUGAUUCCAGGGCAAGUCUACUUAACAUGCGUGGGUGGAGUUAGAACUUAAAAAUAGCAUUCCAAUUGCUUUAUACAAUUAAUAUAGAUUUCGAAUAAAAUAGGAGUAUUUGAGAUGUCCCUUCUCAUC